CACGCCGAGCACAUUUCACUGCGACUCAAGGAAGGAGCUCCAUUCGAGCCGUGUUGUUAUUAUUCUGAGCUGUCAGCCACAAAGCUAACUAAACUUAAUAAGCAGUCAUGUCUUCAGACUUCGAGACCUACGAGCAGGACUUUGCCACCCUUACAGCAGAAGUAACUAACAAAAUUGGCCGAAUUCCCAAACUCAGUGGAGAGGAGAAGACGCAGCUGGUUCUAAAUGUCGACAAACAGCUCGAAGAAGUCAGAGAGUUGCUGGAGCAGAUGGACCUGGAGGUGCGGGAGAUUCCCAUCCAGAGUCGAGCCAUGUACAACAGCAGACUGAAGAGCUACAAGCAGGAAAUGGAGAAGCUCGAGAAAGACUUUAAAAGGUCACGCAUUGCCUACAGUGACGAGGUGCGCAACGAGCUCCUGGGGGAAGACGCCGGCUCCUCUGAGAACCAGUUGAUAAAGUUACGUGAAGAGCGAGCACAUCUGUUGGACAAUACAGAGAAGCUGGAAAGGUCAUCACGGAGACUGGAGGCUGGCUACCAGAUAGCAGUAGAAACUGAACAAGUGGGUCAGGAGGUUCUUGCCAACCUGCACAGUGACCGUGAGAAGAUCCAGAGAGCCAGAGAAAGACUGAGAGAAACAGACGCCAACCUGGGCAAGAGUUCUCGCAUCCUUACCGGCAUGCUGAGAAGGUAAGAGGCAGGAUCAUCCAGAAUCGGGUCCUGGUCUUCGUCCUUGGAGCCAUUAUUCUUCUUACCAUCAUCCUGGCCAUCUAUUUCAAUUUGCGGGGCCACUGAUCUCCCCUUUACACACACACACACACACACACACAUAUAAACCCCCCUUCCUGGUACAAAUACAAACACACACACACAUGCGUGAUUAAUAGCGACAAAAGCGUUGUUCUGCUGUAAUUAGGACAAAUGGUCCCCAUGAAUCACUGUUUCCAAAGCCUGACAGGGAGCUUUUUCCACAUCUUUCUCCUUUCCUGUCUGCUGUCUCCUCCUCUCUUUCUUUCCCUCGCUACCUUUUUUCCUCCACUUUGCACUUCCCCUUCUCCUUCUUUUAUUUCUUUUUUUUCCCCUCUCCUCUUCAGCUGUGUCCUCCUUCUCUCUGUCAGGCUGUCCUUUACAUCUCCAGAGAUGAGAAGGGGGGGGGGGAGAAGUUUUUAUGAUAGUCAAUAUGUUUCAUGGCGUCAUUCUGAGUGUGGUUCUGCAGCUCAUCCUGUCCCGAAGUGUACGAGGCCCGGGGAGUUUCUGUAACUAGAAGCAGAUUCAGAUAUGUAGAUGUUUUUUUUUGUGUGUGUGUGUGAUAGAGGUGAGUCAAGUGUUAUUUAGGGCGCAUGUGUGCAUGCACGAGAGACAGAGCGGUACAGGAGGGUCGCACAUAUGUACAGUAUCUAUGUUUGCGCAUGUGCACAAGUGACAGUCGUGGCUUUUUAUUAGUUAUUAACCCCAAGAGUGGACACACACAUACACUGCUGUGUGUCUGAGUGUCUGUCACUAAAUGAUUCAGCUGUUCUUCAUGUAGCAGCACAGAGGACAGUGCCUUUAGAGAAGCUAUGCUGUUCACACUUCUCCAUCAAAAAGCUCAGCUGAGCCCAAAAUAGACACACAGUGCUGCUUUGACAAGAGAGGAUGCACAUGGAGAAGUUGAGGUCAGUUCAGUCAAUCAAGUUAAAAGCACAUUUCUGUUUAUGUUGAAUUAUUGCUUUCAAGAACAAAUAUAUAAGAUAUUUCAUGAGAAUUUGCAGAUUGAAGAAGAUUAACUCUUUUCGUAGGUUUUAAUACAAAAGCAAAACUGGCCCCAAUCUUAUAGAGACUUAUAAUAAAGAGAAAGAUUUGUUCAUGCAUUAUAAUCAGCUUUAAUAUCCACACUUAGUAAAACUCCCCUGCACCUCUGAAAUCAUCCCAGAUCUUUUAUCAUAAAUGCUCAUACUGUAUGUACUAACAUUUAAAUGUACACCAUGUGUUGUGUUUUUGCUGUCAGUACCAGUGAUUAUGUUACUAUUUAUUUAUAAAUGAAAUUUACAAUUAAAGUCUGUGCUACAACUGCAUACUUUAUAAAGUUAAUAGGCAUUCAGAAUUAACGUUAAUCGCAUUUUUCUUUUCAUGAUUUUGGGUGUUCAGUGACUGCACACCAGGACCAACAGAGAUGUUUUUGGUUUUUAGUUUUGUGUCUUGAAGUUUUUAUUUUUCUCCUGUUCUUAUAAAUGGAUCUAACAUGUUA
This is a messenger RNA of Solea solea (common sole), 2225 nucleotides long. It is a transcript of the gene vti1a, whose product is annotated as vesicle transport through interaction with t-SNAREs 1A. Gene Ontology annotation, molecular function: SNAP receptor activity; SNARE binding. Gene Ontology annotation, cellular component: ER to Golgi transport vesicle membrane; Golgi apparatus; endoplasmic reticulum membrane. Bases 108 to 692 code for a protein of 194 amino acids. Lineage: Eukaryota; Metazoa; Chordata; Actinopteri; Pleuronectiformes; Soleidae. The record is from RefSeq and is a predicted model, not a curated record. Gene Ontology annotation, biological process: vesicle fusion with Golgi apparatus; intra-Golgi vesicle-mediated transport; macroautophagy. The transcript is spliced from 9 exons.